AUGUUAAUAACUGAUCUUGGAUCUUCUGCCUUCUAUGAAGAUAUAUUUGGUUGGGAUAAUUUUUAUAAAAGGAAAAACGAUCACCUUGGUCGUUUUUUUCGCACACGUUGUGUGCGGCAAUUGAAAGAUCGACACAAAACGUGUUCUCGUCCGUGCUUUUUUCCAUGGGUUGUAAUUGUACAAAUAUCUUGCCGUAUUUAUCCAGCAAAAUCAAAGGAUCAUCAAAAGGCACUGACGCAAGGAACAACAACAGUAAUACCAACACACAUUAUGCUUGAUCUCAAUGGUGAUUUGUCACACAUCACGGAAGAUGAAUUAAUUGAAAUAUUAAAAUCAAAAUUUAAUCGAGAAGAACCAACAUUAACAUUGCCAGAUAAUGAAGCCCUUAUAUUUGCAAUUAGUACAACGCAAAAAGAAAUGAACGAAUUCAACUCAACCGAAGAAAAAAUGCAACAACAACAACACCUAUAA
Rotaria socialis is the source of this 471-nucleotide messenger RNA. NCBI's taxonomy places the organism in Eukaryota, Metazoa, Rotifera, Eurotatoria, Philodinida, Philodinidae. The record is from the annotation of a GenBank genome assembly.